AGCACGCGCCCGACCAUGGAGCCGACACCGCUGAGCGAAUCAGUCGCGAGCAUUCGAGCCCGGCCGACGCGCGCCCUCCCCUCACCCACCAACCAACCAACCAACCAAUCCCUCCACUCAAAGCAAAGCCUCGAGGCGGAGUCCGUCCUACUGCAUCCAUCGCGUCACACACCGGCCCGGGACUACAGCCCGAAAAGCACGGCGCAACCACUCUUUGACCUUUGCCCCGUGAUCACACCACACCAUCUCCCAUCCACUGUGCCGCUGCCGUCCCCAUUUCCACCCUCGAUCGCCCUCCGGUCUGCUCGUCGACCGCCUCGCGCUUUCUUCAUGUCCAGGGAGCGGCGGUUGCCGCUCGUCCUGGCCCUGGCGGCGGCGGUGGUGGGCGUCCUCGCGGUUGCGUCGCCGCGGGCGGAGGCGGAGCUGCAGGUCGGGUUCUACAAUGCGACGUGCCCGAUCGCGGAGGGGGUGGUGUUCGCGGAGAUGCACGCCAUCCUGCACGAGGACCCCACGCUGGCGCCCUCGCUGCUCCGGAUGCACUACCACGACUGCUUCGUCCAGGGCUGCGACGGCUCCAUCAUGCUCAGGUCCCGCCGGGGCACGGCGGAGCGGGACGCCACCCCGAACCGGAGCAUGCGGGGCUACGACGCCAUCGAGCGGAUCAAGGCCAGGCUCGAGACGCUCUGCCCGCUCACCGUCUCCUGCGCCGACAUCAUCGCCAUGGCCGCCAGGGACGCCGUCUACCUGAGCAAGGGGCCGUGGUACGGCGUGGAGACCGGGCGGCGGGACGGCAACGUGACGGUGGCCGAGUACGCGGAGAACGACCUGGCGCCGCCGGACUCCAACAUCGUCGACGUCAAGACCUUCUUCAGCGUCAAGUCCCUCACCGCCAAGGACAUCGUCGUCCUCUUCGGGAGCCACAGCAUCGGGACCUCCCACUGCGAGGCGUUCCGGAAGCGGCUCUACAACUUCACGGGCGCCAUGGACCAGGACCCGUCGCUGGACGCCCGGUACGCGAGGCAGCUGAGGAAGCUCUGCCCGCGCCGCGGCGGCGGCCGGGGCAGGAGGGCCAAGGUGCCCAUGGACCCCGGCAGCGGCUUCACCUUCGACCUCAGCUACUACCGCCACGUGCUCGCCACGGGGGGCCUCUUCCAGUCCGACGGCAGCCUCCUCCACGACCCCGCCACCAGGGGCUACGUCGAGAGGAUGGCCAACGCGUCGUCGCCCGACGAGUACUACCAGGACUUCGCGGCGGCCAUGGUCAAGAUGGGCCGCACCGACGUGCUCCCCGACAGCCUCGGCGAGGUCAGGGCCACCUGCGGCGUUUUUGUUGACUAGCCUUAGGUUCAGACAUGCACUUGCACAUGACAUACACUGGCUGAUUGUAUGAGGAUUUAUGUCUCUAUACGGUUCUCUGAUCUCCAAGCUAAUAUUAUUAACUGAAGAUGCAAGACAGUUUCAUGAGCUCUUUAGCUCAGGAGAUCAUCACUUGUAACUUGUACAAAUAAUCCACGUACUAAUAUUUAUACUGUACAAGAUCA
Aegilops tauschii subsp. strangulata is the source of this 1541-nucleotide messenger RNA. RefSeq names its product peroxidase 1. Lineage: Eukaryota; Viridiplantae; Streptophyta; Magnoliopsida; Poales; Poaceae. Gene Ontology annotation, biological process: response to oxidative stress; hydrogen peroxide catabolic process. The record is from RefSeq and is a predicted model, not a curated record. Gene Ontology annotation, molecular function: heme binding; peroxidase activity.